Cryptomeria japonica (Japanese cedar) is the source of this 1374-nucleotide messenger RNA. Its product is annotated as receptor-like protein 35. Lineage: Eukaryota; Viridiplantae; Streptophyta; Pinopsida; Cupressales; Cupressaceae. Gene Ontology annotation, molecular function: protein binding. Bases 1 to 1374 code for a protein of 457 amino acids. The transcript is spliced from 3 exons. The record is from RefSeq and is a predicted model, not a curated record.
AUGAAUGUGCGAGAGUGCAUUUUACCAAAAAGAAACAAACGGGCGGGAGUUUUGCAGUUGUUGGAUGCAUUUAGUUUCAAUGGAAGCGAAAUUCGGCGCGGAAAGGAGUCCGUAGUUGCAGCAUUUAUGAUAUUUAUCACUUGCAGUUCGGUGGCGUCAAAACGCAGUGUCAAAACGGAACCGGAAUCCACAGGAAAAAGGGAAAUCCGGAUCGGCAGAGGUGUGGCGAGCAGUUUGAGGCGAUGUCCUUUCACGGGCACCUUUCACGCAGGCGGGCAGACACGAACGCGGAGGGGCAUGGACCGAGGAAGCACGGCUAUCCAGGCGGUGCAAAUUUUCCCCUGGAUAGCCAGUGCCAUUCAUUUUCUAUCUACCCAAGGGCUGUGGUCGCUCUUUAGUUUUCCACAGUCAACGGCUUAUAGUACAGAAUCCCAGGCUCUUCUUUUCUUCAAGGAAGCCUUGAAGGUCUCUGAUGGCAUUCUCAGUUCAUGGGAUAAUAGAAGCGACUGUUGCUCCACAUGGGAAGGUAUAUCGUGCAACUAUGCCACUGGCCAUGUAGAGCUGGUUAAUCUGACUGCUUACACCAACCACACAGAGCAGGGUUUGCAGAGUGGAGUCAUAUCGAGUAGUUUGUGCAGCCUUCCUUUUCUCAAAUACCUCAUCCUGAAAAGCAUUGGAUUAACAGGUAAUAUCCCUUCCUGUUUGGGAAAUCUUUCUUAUCUUCAGGUUUUGGUGUUAAAGAACAAUAGUUUGACGGGGAUAGUUCCUCCUGCAAUUUGCUUGCUCACAAAUCUUGGCCAUCUAGAUGUAAGCAUUAAUCAACUCGUAGGAAUCUUACCACCGUGUCUAGGAAAUCUUACCUUUCUCCGUAGACUCAUUGUCCAUUACAACAAAUUAACUGGGCAAGUCCCAAUUUCCUUGAACAAACUCUCCUUGCUCAAGUUCUUGAGUAUUUCCGGUAACAAGUUCAAUGGCAGCCUUCAACUCACCGGGCUUUCUUCCCUCAAUUUGCUCUUUGCUCGUGAUUUUUCAUUACCUGAGAACGUUACUUCUUCCCAGUUGGCAUUGCCAUCCUCCAUAAAGGUUCUCUGGCUCUCCCACAUCACCAUUACAGAUAGUCUGUUUGAUAACCUUGCAGAAUUAAAAUUUUUGUACGUAUCAUAUUGUGUUUUGAAUAUUAGCGCAAGUUGGCUUCCGAGCUUCCAGUUAGCGGGCUUAGAUCUAGUCUCAUGUAGUAUUGGUGGUAGAGUUCCUGAGUGGCUUUUCACUCAGUAUUCAUUACAGAGGUUGGCAUUGGCUGACGACAAUAUUGUUGGAGAAAUUCCCAAAUGGUUAAUGGAGAACAAUCCUCAGUUGUUUCUGUUCAACAUUUAA